AUGGAGAUGAAAAGGAAGAAGAUUGAAGAAGAAGAAGAAGAAUAUGAGGAACAACGAAAGAAGGCACUAGACGAAGAGUCUCGGAAACAGCAGGAAAAAGUUGUAGAAAUAGCCAGCAGCCUGGGACUGAAUGUAUCUGUUGGUGCUGCUUAUGAGGUUUCUGUUGGCAAAGCAGGUUCGAGAUCACCUCAUGAGAAAUCACAUAGCAUGGAAGGUGGUAUUAGCACAUAUCUUGGAGCAGCUCCCAUUGUUGAAUGUUUGGAAAAGCACCAACCUAAUGUAGUAAAAACUUCUCGUGUUGCUGAUGCUGCCUUAUUUUUGGCGCCAAUGAUAUAUGAACUGGGUUGGAACUGGGACAAUUUAGAACUUCUAGCACAGGGGUCUCUGGCUGGCCAUCUUCUGGAGUGUGGUUGUCAACUUACUGGGGGAUACUUCAUGCAUCCAGGUGACAAAUAUCGGGACAUGUCUAUGUCUCAGAUCCUUGAUUUGUCACAUCCUUAUGCUGAAAUAAGUUAUGAUGGAAGAGUAUGCGUAGCAAAGGCAGAACAUAGUGGUGGGGUCUUAAAUUUCAAUACUUGUGCUCAACAACUUCUGUACGAAAUUGGGGACCCCAGUAGCUAUGUCACCCCUGAUGUGAUUAUUGGUCUUCAGAAUGUUUCAUUCUCUCCCUUGUCAAGUUGCAAGGUUCUUUGUGUUAGAGCAAAAUCCUCUGCUGGUUUGGUCCCUGAAAAACUCCUGCAAUUGAUUCCAAAGGACUGUGGUUGGAAAGGAUGGGGUGAGAUAUCUUAUGGAGGAUAUGAAUGUGUUAAACGUGCAAAGGCUGCAGAAUUCCUGGUCAGAUCAUGGUUGAAAGAAAUAUUGCCUGGCAUCAACAGUUCUGUAUUUUCUUAUAUAAUUGGCGUCGAUAGUCUAAAAGCAACUAGCAUUGGUGAUGACGCUUCAUCUUCAGCCGCUAGUAUUGAUGUAAGGUUGUGUCAAGUUCUUUUCAGCUUCUGA
This is a messenger RNA of Humulus lupulus (European hop), 996 nucleotides long. RefSeq lists its product as uncharacterized. The transcript has 10 exons. Bases 1 to 996 code for a protein of 331 amino acids. The record is from RefSeq and is a predicted model, not a curated record. Lineage: Eukaryota; Viridiplantae; Streptophyta; Magnoliopsida; Rosales; Cannabaceae.